Messenger RNA from Rhea pennata, 3542 nucleotides. RefSeq names its product methylmalonyl-CoA mutase (gene MMUT). Gene Ontology annotation, cellular component: cytoplasm; mitochondrion. The coding region runs from base 137 to 2383 and encodes 748 amino acids. The record is from RefSeq and is a predicted model, not a curated record. Lineage: Eukaryota; Metazoa; Chordata; Aves; Rheiformes; Rheidae. Gene Ontology annotation, molecular function: cobalamin binding; metal ion binding; methylmalonyl-CoA mutase activity. The transcript is spliced from 13 exons.
GGACGCUGGGGCUGGCGGCAGGUACGGGGCCGAGCAGCGGGCGCGGAGGCCGCUGUGGGGGCCUCGGGCCUUCCCGAUCUUCCCCCCUCCUUGUCUUCUCUGAGGUUAUCCUUUAUUGGCACCUGCUGGGGGAAACAUGCUGAGAGCAAAGGAUGCCCUCUUGCGCCUCUGGCCCCACCACUGCACGUGGCUGGCACAACUUCCAGCCUCUCGCCUGGCGUGGCGUUCUCUGCACAGGCAGCCUCUGCACCCCGAGUGGGCCGCCCUCGCGGAGAAGCAGCUGAAAGGCAAAAACCCGAAGGAUUUGAUAUGGCACACCCCAGAAGGCAUCGACAUCAAACCCUUGUAUUCCAAGAGGGACACAGAAAACCUUCCUGAGGAGCUGCCAGGGGUGAAACCUUUCACUAGAGGACCUUACCCAACCAUGUACACGUACAGGCCAUGGACCAUCCGCCAAUACGCUGGCUUCAGCACUGUGGAGGAGAGCAACAAGUUCUACAAGGACAACAUUAAAGCUGGCCAGCAGGGAUUGUCAGUUGCUUUUGAUCUAGCCACCCAUCGUGGUUAUGAUUCAGACAAUCCACGAGUUCGUGGGGAUGUUGGAAUGGCUGGAGUUGCCAUUGAUACAGUGGAAGACACCAAAAUCCUGUUUGAUGGAAUUCCUUUGGAGAAAAUGUCCGUUUCUAUGACGAUGAAUGGGGCAGUCAUUCCAGUGUUGGCAACAUUCAUCGUAACUGGAGAAGAGCAGGGAGUGCCUCAAGCCAAACUGACAGGGACGAUCCAAAAUGACAUAUUGAAGGAGUUCAUGGUUCGAAAUACGUACAUUUUCCCCCCAGAACCAUCAAUGCGGAUUAUUGCUGACAUCUUUCAGUACACCUCAAAGUAUAUGCCAAAAUUUAAUUCAAUUUCAAUUAGUGGAUACCAUAUGCAAGAGGCAGGAGCUGAUGCCAUUCUGGAAUUAGCUUAUACUAUAGCUGAUGGCUUGGAAUACUGCAGAACUGGACUUAAAGCUGGCCUUACCAUUGAUGAAUUUGCACCAAGACUUUCUUUCUUCUGGGGAAUUGGCAUGAACUUCUAUAUGGAAAUAGCUAAGCUAAGAGCUGGGAGGCGGCUGUGGGCUCAUCUAAUAGAGAAAAUGUUUAAGCCCAAGGAUCCCAAAUCUCUUCUUCUGAGAGCUCAUUGUCAGACUUCAGGCUGGUCACUCACUGAGCAGGAUCCCUUUAACAAUGUUAUUCGUACUACAAUUGAAGCAAUGGCUGCAGUGUUUGGAGGUACACAGUCUUUGCAUACAAAUUCAUUCGAUGAAGCCUUGGGUUUGCCUACAGUAAAGAGUGCUCGCAUUGCUCGGAAUACACAGAUCAUAAUACAAGACGAAUCAGGUAUUCCUAAAGUGGCAGACCCCUGGGGGGGAUCUUACCUCAUGGAGUGCCUCACCGAUGAUGUCUGUGAAGCUGCUUUAAAGCUCAUUGAAGAGGUUGAAGAAAUGGGUGGAAUGGCCAAAGCUGUAGCUGAGGGAAUUCCCAAACUUCGGAUUGAAGAGUGUGCAGCUCGGCGACAAGCCAGGAUUGACUCUGGUUCUGAAGUAAUUGUUGGAGUAAACAAGUACCAGCUAGAAAAAGAGGAGACAGUUGAAGUUCUGGCUAUUGAUAAUACUUCAGUCCGUGGCAAGCAGAUUGAGAAGAUUAAUAAGGUUAAGGCUAAUAGAGAUCAAGCAGCAGCCCAGCAAUGUCUUGCUGCUCUAACACAGUGUGCUGCUACUGGGGAAGGCAACUUACUGGCGCUUGCGGUGGAAGCAGCACGUGCAAGGUGCACUGUCGGAGAAAUAACAGAUGCAAUGAAGAAGGUGUUUGGGGAGCAUAAAGCCAGUGACCGAAUGGUGAGUGGAGCUUAUCGCCAGGAGUUCGGAGAGAGUGAUGAAAUUCUUUAUGCCAUCAAUAGAGUUAACAAGUUCAUGGAUCGUGAAGGGCGCAGGCCUCGUGUACUUGUCGCAAAGAUGGGCCAAGAUGGCCAUGACAGAGGAGCUAAAGUUAUUGCUACAGGAUUUGCAGACAUUGGCUUUGAUGUGGACAUAGGUCCCCUCUUCCAGACACCUCGAGAAGUGGCCCAGCAGGCAGUUGAUGCAGAUGUGCAUUGUGUUGGUGUGAGCACACUCGCCGCAGGUCAUAAAACUCUUGUGCCUGAACUCAUCAAAGAACUCAAUGCCCUUGGCCGCCCAGACAUUCUUGUCAUGUGUGGAGGUGUCAUCCCACCUCAGGAUUAUGACUUCCUCUAUGAAGCUGGCGUUAGCAAUGUGUUUGGUCCAGGGACUCGUAUUCCGAAAGCAGCUGUCCAAGUGCUGGAUGAUAUUGAGAAGUGCCUGGAUAAGAGGCAGCAGUCUGUGUAAUGCUGGAAUUUCACACAGUGCAACCAAUCUUACAGUAAUUGCUUAUAAUCAUCAGCAGGGGUUGUCCAGCCCACGUACCUUUGGUUCCACUGCCCAGUGGCCUGGUGUUUUUUGCUUUCUAAGAAAGUUAUAAAUUCUAUGGCUUAUUCUAUCUGAAGAUUAUUUAUGUAUGUAUCCACAGGAAAUUUUUGUCUUUAGAACUAUAAAGGGAAUUCAAUAAAUGGGUUUGGUAUUUUUUCCACAUUUAUUGCUAAAUAAAAUAUCCGUUCCAGCUGUUCAGUUAUUCCAUUGAUCCCUUUUACAUAUGGUGACUACUUUUGAAAUUUUGGAGUGUUAUAUUUGGCAGGCAUUUUAGACAUAGAAGUCUUCAGCAAAAUCACUAAAGUUCAGCAGAAAUGUGAUUGAGUCCUACAACACUUUGAUGUUAAUCUGAUUCAACUUGCUUUGGAAAGGUCCAGGUAGAUAAAAACAUAAUUUUUCAACGUUUGUGAUUUGUUUAGUAAGAUACAAAUCCUGUUUGUGGCAGUGAUCCAUACAGAAGCAGCUGUCCAGCUCUGGCCUGUCUGCAUUGCUGCCCUUCCCUGAUGCUUCACUUUUAAAUGAAAUUCAUUUCCUUCCAUCUCCCUUACUGGACAUAAAUACAGGACUAAGUGUUGCUCCUACUAUUCCUAUCUAUUUAGCAGUUGGACUCUUUGUGUCAGAGAUUUCUCACUAUUUUUGUCUCCCUUCCAUAAGGAAUUGGAUUUAUACUUGUAAAAUGCUAAGAGUGGGGCAAAAUCCUCUGGGGGACCCUUACAGUGCAAACGAGGGUGUGAGGGUCUGCUGGGGGCCAGUUCCUGCCAUUCUGGCCCUAUCCCACUUCACUUCAUUUUGCCUUACUGCUCAUUGCAUUACCUCAUAAAAUGAUACUAAAGCUUCCAUGUGAUAGCGCUCAUAUACCUACUGUGAAAGAGGCUGUAGCGCACUUAAAUUCAACACCAUCAUAAAGUGAGAUUUUCUGCAGUUGGCUGCAAUUUGCAGAUCCAAUCAAUAGCAUUUUACCCUUGCUUCAGGGAUUGCAACUGAUGAAAUCUUUACUUAAAAUAAACUGCUUCAGUGGAGCAUAUGUGCUCCAUCAUACUCUCACGUUGCUCAGAAAUAAACAGGUUAAUGGACUUGC